Molecule: messenger RNA, 653 nt
Organism: Zymoseptoria tritici IPO323
Lineage: Eukaryota; Fungi; Ascomycota; Dothideomycetes; Mycosphaerellales; Mycosphaerellaceae
Exons: 1
Coding region: 171-557 (128 amino acids)
Source: RefSeq, a predicted model, not a curated record
GAAGAAGAACGGUUCCUCGUGCUUGAGCGUCACCAUGCGCUGAACCAUCUAACCCCUCCGAGACCCAACAACGAUAUCAACAAUCCACCUACUGCAGCCGAAGCCACUCAGCGAGUACCAGCGACUACGCCGCGAGGACAAGAUUGUUACGCUCGAUCCAGCCGCCCACGAUGAGCAGUUCGCUCGUCGUCGAGAUGAGAAGCAACGCCCCUUCCACCGACAGAUGGCAAACCAGAAAUCGCAUCAACACCACGAGUGCUACCAAGGACAUCGAACAUACUCGCGUCCUGUGCCUCAAAUAUCGCGAGACCAGCGCGAGCGGCAUGCCCGAGAUGUGCACUUCGUACUACAUCUACUUCACUCAAAGCGACAAGACCGACGACAUUGGCAGCGCAUGGUGCCGCAUCGGCAAUCCCGCGCCGAAUCGUUCGGCCAGAACUCAUCGGCCAUUUCUCAAGUUCCAAGGAGCCCAGCCGGAUUGGAACGUGUACGUGGAGAAGGCAGGCUUGCCCGAUGGCUGUCAGGUUGAGUAUCUUUGUGAGGAUAUACUCCGUUGAUGCGCAAGCUCUCGUCGAUGUACUAUGAAGACAUGGAGCCGGCCGACUACGCCAAAUUUGAAGCUUCUGCGGCUUGACCACAGUUAGAGCAGCACU